Mercenaria mercenaria is the source of this 2157-nucleotide messenger RNA. Its product is annotated as heat shock 70 kDa protein 12A-like. The transcript is spliced from 2 exons. The coding region runs from base 1 to 2157 and encodes 718 amino acids. Gene Ontology annotation, molecular function: ATP-dependent protein folding chaperone; ATP binding. The record is from RefSeq and is a predicted model, not a curated record. Lineage: Eukaryota; Metazoa; Mollusca; Bivalvia; Venerida; Veneridae.
AUGCAAGAACAAAAAUUGGCAGAGAUAAUGGAAGAAUCACCACCUCCGGGACUACAACAACCAUUAUUACAACCAUUACCACAGCCAUUCCAAGAACCAAUGCGAUUAAUACCGCCGGAAGAUCAUAUGGGCACUGAUGUGGACUCUUCAGCUGACUUGAAAGGAAAAGAAUAUCAUGGUUAUCGUUUUGAAUGGCAUGACAGUAGUUCUGGUGAUUCCGUUGACGAGACAGAUCUUGAAGAUCGCGUGAUCAAAACAGCAAGUUUAAAUGAACAAAUAACUGACAUGAAGGAAACUACCUCUGUUACAGAAUUGCACCGAGAGAUAAAAGAAGACGAAUUUGAAGUUGUUAUAGCUAUAGAUUUCGGCACAGCAUUUACAGGCUUUGCUUUCUCUUAUCGUAAAAGUAAAACAAAAAUCGAAACAGGACAUCGAAAGCUUAAGAAAGACCGAGUUCCGACUGUUGUACUUUUGAAAUCGUCGGAUAAUACAGUUGAUUCAGUGGGAACGUCAGCGGAAGACAAAUAUGCUAGAUCAGUCAUCCUAAAAAGCCGCAAGAAUUACAGGUUAUUCAGUCGCUUUAAAAUGGCACUUUACAAGGAUGAAAAUUUAUCACGCAGUUCAACGAUCAAAGACAACGAUGGAAAACCAAUGCUGGCUUUAGAACUUUUUACACUGGUGAUACAAUACAUGACGCGCCUUGCAACUGAAAUGGUGAAAGAGUCUUUAUUGUUCACAAACAGAGAAAAACUUAGGAUUAAAGAUACCAUUCAAUGGAUUUUAACAAUACCUGCGAUAUGGACUGAUAACGCGAGACAGUUCAUGCAUGAAGUUUUUCGAAAUGCUGACAUUCCUGAAAAUCAACUUCGAAUUGUUCUCGAACCUGAAGCUGCAGCAAUAUAUACCAGGCAUUUAUUGCUGUAUAAAUCCGAAAUGGCUGGAAUAGAGAAACUUCCUGGUGGUACAAAAUAUAUAUUAGCAGAUCUUGGUGGAGGCACUGUUGACAUUUGCACACAUGAAAUAAUUGAAAAUGAUAACAUACGUGAACUGUUCCAGGCCACUGGAGGGGCAUAUGGAGGAACAUACGUAGAUGAUAUGUUCACACAGACGCUCGUUGAGAUAUUCGGCUCCGAAGUAUGGGCACAAUUUCAAAGCGAACAUUAUAACGAUAUUUUGCAAUUGAUGAGGCACUUUGAAAAAGACAAACGAAAUUUUGAAGGCACGGAUACAACUGAGACUGAAGAGUGUGCCAUAACGGUAGAUCUUCCAAACUCCUUAAUCAAAAUGCUGAAGAAUAACCCUGUGAAACCUGAAAGCACACAGAAUAGCUCUUCGUUACAGGAAAAAUCAAUAGAAAUCCUUUUGAAGGAACUGAUACGCGGAAGUUCUUAUUCGGAUGAUAUUAAGGUGCUUGGUGGUGACAAACUCAUCAUAAAAUCUGCUAUUAUGGAAGACUAUUUUUCCAGAUCAGUAGUAGGAAUCAUUUCGUCUUUGACAAGAAUAAUUGAGGAAUGUCCUAACGAUGAUGUCAACACUCUUAUUCUCGUUGAGGGGUAUGCAGAAUCACCGUACGUAACCAAACAAAUACAACACGCCAUGGGAAAUUUCAACGUUCGAGUAAUUAUCGUUCCAAAGCCAAGGCUUUCCGUAAUGAAAGGAGCAGUCAUGCUUGGUUAUGAGGAUAGAUCAAUAAUCCAGCGAAAAUCCAGGGUCACAUAUGGCUUCGCAGUUGCUAGAAGCUUCAUUGAAGGUGUACAUCCGGAACAAUAUAAAUUUGAAAGAGAUGGAGAGUAUUUCUGUGACAGAAUAUUUGACAAACUGAUUGAAAAGGACCAGUAUGUUGAAUAUGGACAGAAAUUCAUAACAAGAACAUCCACAUCCCGAAGACAUCAAGAAUCUAAAACAGAAAAUGUGCAUAUAACUGUUGUUACAUCUGAAAAAUGCGAUCCAACCUACUGCUCGGAGGAAGAGGAAUGUAAGGAAGUUGGUGAAAUCAUUAUUGAGCCACCGGAAGAAGGAUGGCCGGAUGAAAAUGAAAAAGAAAUGUAUCUCAUUGUACAAGAGGACAUUAUGAUUUGCAAGGUCAUAGAUAAGACAUGUGGAGGGAAGGAAUAUACCACACAAGUGAAUUUCUUGUCGAAGUCCUUAAAGUUUUGA